AUGUCCACACUCAAUGUUUCCACCCCACUGCCUGUGUCCUUCUGGACCAAUGCCUCCAAUGAUGAAGUGCUAAGCAUGGAUGAUGUUGCAGUAACAGCUGAUUACCUGGUGCUUAGAAUCAUAGUUGCCCUGGCCUAUGGACUGGUGGGAGUGAUAGGCCUCCUGGGCAACCUGGCUGCGCUAUGGGUGUUAGGUGGGUGUCAUCAACAGGCCUCACGUCCAACAACUGACAUCUUCAUCUUUAGCUUGGCAUUGGCCGACCUGGGGUUGGCACUCACCUUUCCCUUUUGGGCGGCUGAGUAUGCCCUGGAUUUCCACUGGCCUUUUGGGGGCAUUCUCUGCAAAGUGGUUCUGACGGGCACCGUCCUCAGCAUCUAUGCUAGUGUCUUCCUCAUCACUGCUCUCAGCAUUGUCCGAUAUUGGAUGGUGGCCAUGGCUGCUGGACCAAGAACUUGCCUCUCACCCUCCCGUGCCUUUGGGACCAGCCUGGUAGCGUGGGUGGCUGCAGCUGCUGCAGCAAUCCCCACAGCGAUCUUUGGGGUUGAAGGUGAGGUGGGUGGAGUUCAACUGUGCCUCCUUCGUUUCCCUAGUAUUCGCUGGCUGGGCGCUUACCACUUACAGAAGAUCGUGUUGGCUUUUGUGGUGCCCCUGAGCGUCAUUGCAGUGAGUUAUAUGAUGCUGCUGGCAUUUCUCAGGCGGCAGCGACUGAAGCAGAGGGACAGAGUGGUGGCCCAAUCCAUCCGGAUUAUUAUUGUGUCCUUUUUCCUCUGCUGGUUCCCUAACCAUGUUGUCACAUUCUGGGGGGUCCUAGUGAAGUUCAACAUCGUGCCUUGGGACAGGACCUACUAUGCCCUUCACACCUAUGUCUUCCCCAUUACUGUCUGCCUGGCCCGAAGUAACAGCUGCCUCAAUCCUGUGAUCUACUGCUUCCUACGCCAGGAGUCCCGCCGGGCAUUGGGCAAGGCCCUGAGAAGUCUGUGGGCACGGUUGCCUGGUGGAGGACAAACCCAGCCAGAGCAAGUAGCCCUUCAGAAGAUGAGGCCACGGGACAUGGUGGAUACCCCUAAGUGCAGUGGGCUUUCUACCACCCUCACUAACCUGGAUAAGAGGGGUACAGAAAUAAGAAAAUCCUCCACCACCGAAGUUAUAGCUCCCUCUCCUCCCAGCAUCUACAGGACACCAGAUCCUGGCACCUAA
This is a messenger RNA of Dromiciops gliroides (monito del monte), 1197 nucleotides long. RefSeq names its product relaxin family peptide/INSL5 receptor 4 (gene RXFP4). Gene Ontology annotation, biological process: G protein-coupled receptor signaling pathway; immune response. Bases 1 to 1197 code for a protein of 398 amino acids. NCBI's taxonomy places the organism in Eukaryota, Metazoa, Chordata, Mammalia, Microbiotheria, Microbiotheriidae. The record is from RefSeq and is a predicted model, not a curated record. Gene Ontology annotation, cellular component: membrane. The transcript has a single exon. Gene Ontology annotation, molecular function: G protein-coupled receptor activity.